Messenger RNA from Miniopterus natalensis, 3550 nucleotides. RefSeq names its product ATP-dependent RNA helicase DDX19A. Gene Ontology annotation, molecular function: RNA helicase activity; ATP binding; nucleic acid binding. NCBI's taxonomy places the organism in Eukaryota, Metazoa, Chordata, Mammalia, Chiroptera, Miniopteridae. The record is from RefSeq and is a predicted model, not a curated record.
UGCGACUGCGGCGGGCUCCGGAACGGUGCUGGCUUGCGGUGCGGUGGUUUUUUUUCAAAAGUAGGCCUCCCUCUCUCCGGACCAUGGCUACCGACUCGUGGGCCCUGGCAGUGGACGAGCAGGAAGCAGCUGUCAAGUCGAUCAGUAAUUUGCAGAUCAAGGAAGAGAAAGUCAAACCAGAUACCAAUGGUGUUAUAAAAACCAGUGUUACUGCAGAGAAAACAGAUGAAGAAGAGAAAGAGGACAGAGCUGCUCAGUCCUUACUCAACAAGCUGAUCAGAAGCAACCUGGUUGAUAACACAAACCAAGUGGAAGUCCUGCAGCGGGAUCCAAAGUCCCCCCUCUACUCAGUGAAGUCUUUCGAGGAGCUUCGGCUGAAACCACAGCUUCUUCAGGGAGUCUAUGCCAUGGGCUUCAAUCGACCAUCCAAGAUACAAGAGAACGCACUACCCAUGAUGCUUGCUGAGCCCCCACAGAACCUGAUUGCCCAGUCUCAGUCUGGUACUGGUAAAACAGCUGCCUUUGUCCUGGCCAUGCUCAGCCGAGUGGAACCAGCGGAGAGAUACCCCCAGUGCCUAUGCCUCUCCCCAACUUACGAGUUGGCGCUUCAAACAGGAAAAGUGAUUGAGCAGAUGGGCAAAUUUCAUCCGGAACUAAAGCUUGCUUAUGCUGUUCGAGGCAAUAAAUUGGAAAGAGGUCAGAAGAUCAGUGAGCACAUUGUCAUUGGCACCCCUGGGACUGUCUUAGACUGGUGUGCCAAGCUCAAGUUCAUUGACCCCAAGAAGAUCAAGGUGUUUGUUCUGGAUGAGGCUGAUGUGAUGAUAGCUACUCAGGGCCACCAAGAUCAGAGUAUCCGCAUCCAAAGGAUGCUGCCCAGGAACUGCCAGAUGCUGCUUUUCUCUGCCACUUUUGAAGACUCUGUCUGGAAAUUUGCCCAGAAAGUGGUUCCAGACCCAAACAUUAUCAAACUGAAACGUGAGGAGGAGACAUUGGACACCAUCAAGCAGUAUUACGUCCUGUGCAGUAACAGAGACGAGAAGUUCCAGGCCUUGUGUAACCUCUACGGGGCCAUCACCAUUGCUCAAGCCAUGAUCUUCUGCCAUACCCGCAAAACAGCCAGUUGGCUGGCAGCAGAGCUCUCAAAAGAAGGCCACCAGGUGGCUCUGCUGAGUGGUGAAAUGAUGGUGGAGCAGAGGGCUGCGGUGAUUGAGCGCUUCCGAGAGGGCAAAGAGAAGGUUCUGGUGACCACCAACGUGUGUGCCCGUGGUAUCGAUGUUGAACAGGUUUCUGUUGUCAUCAACUUUGACCUUCCCGUGGACAAGGAUGGGAACCCAGACAAUGAGACUUACCUGCACCGGAUCGGGCGCACUGGCCGCUUUGGCAAGAGGGGCCUAGCAGUGAACAUGGUUGACAGCAAGCACAGCAUGAACAUCCUCAACAGAAUCCAGGAGCAUUUUAAUAAGAAAAUAGAAAGAUUGGACACGGAUGAUUUGGAUGAGAUUGAGAAAAUAGCCAACUGAAAAGCUCCACCAGUCCCUGCACAGGAACCUAGUGCUUUCAUAGCAUAGAUCUGGACAGUCACCGAAAGACAAAGGCACCUACCUCAUUUUAAAUUACAUUUGGACUUGACAAAAAUUAUGCAAAUGAUUGAAAAAGGUUAAAGGAAAAUUUACAUUUUGGAAAAUUUCGUCCUUUUCCCCCAUUUUUUUAAGUUACGGUUUCCCCCAUCUUUGUAAUAUUCUGGUCACUGUUGGUAUCACUGGCCCCAGGAUCCCAUUCCUGUUUUCCAGCUGGGGGUGCUGGGACCAUCCUCCACCCCUGUGCGAGAGGCCCGCUGCCUGGAUGGAGCAUGGGGAGCGGCAACAGAGAGGCCUGCGAGCUGUCCCCCUCCUCUGUCCCUGAGACCAGUCACAAAUGUCUCCUGCACUUGGGGCUAUCUUCCUUCUCCUAAAAUCCAGAGGUGUCCAGUUAAUCUCUUUAACCUCUGUUCUGUGUGCCAGAGGGUAUCUUUGUUUCUCCCUGAGUAAGCAUCUUGGCUGCUUUGUAAACCUCGGUUUGGGGAGAAACACGGAAGUUAGUGAAUCUUCAGACAGGUUCGUUUUGCAAGGGUAGGUGACUCCUUUGAGGAUCCAGGCCUGACUUGCCUCUUGGCAUUUGCUCUAUCUGCUCGGCACCUGGUAGUCAGUCAUGGUAGCCAGGAGACACUGGGCAAUUUUCUGACACAUGCCUGGCGGAGCGAGUUGGUUCUUAUCCAUGGGGUGUCACACUAUGCCUGGAGGUGAGCGGCACAGUUUGGAAAGGAAGUUAUGACUAAGUGAAAACUUGGAUUAUGCUGUUCAUCUGUAAUAGUGGACCUAUUGGUUACUUUAAUUCAUAUGUGGUAUGACUAUGGACACAUAAAUUAGAGCUAUGCCCAUCAUUCAUUAUGUUAAGAAAUUUUAAAAUAAUUAUGAAACAUUUUACUAAUCUCGGUAUGUGUUUAUUUCUAUUUUUCUGGUUAUUAGACUAAUACAUGUUCAUUAAAAAAUGUAUUUGGGUGUGUACCUAUAUAAAAGUGCAAGUGCUCUCUAUCCCCACCUCUGGGGUCACCAUUGCUAGCAACUUGGUGAACAUUCAAUAUAUUGCCUUCUAUUUGCAUACAUCAAUCUACUUUGCUUUUUAAAAAUGUGAACAUUCUAUUUACACUCUUGUGUAACCCGCCAUUUCACUUACCAGCAUAUUUUGUUGAUCUUUUAUUGUUAUCUUUGUGAAUCUCUUACCAGCAUAUUUUGGACCUGUGACACAUAGAUCUGUGUCACUGUUGACAAUGGCAUCAUUCCAGUGUGUAGCUGCUCAGCAUUUAUUUCAUGGCUCCUCUAGUCAUAGGCAUGUGGGGGUUUCCACUGUGUUGUGUUGCCACAGUGCCACAUGAAUAUCCUCACUCAUCUCUGUGCCCUGCUGAGACUCCCUCUAAGACGUAUUCCUGGAAGUAGAGUUGUUGGGUCAAAGAGCAGGGACAUUUAAACUUUUAAUACAUUGCUAACUUAGUUUGCCAAAAGAGUUUUACCAAUUUUAUGUUACUGCAAUUAUACAAAAAUACUAUUUUCUUACCUGUUUGCUAAUCCUGUACAUUAAUUUUUAAACCUUUGCCAGUCUGUAUAGCAAAAAUAGAUUACAGCAUUGCUUUUUUGUUUUGUAUUUAGUGAGGUUUGGCAAAUUUUCAGUUUAUUGGAUAUUUGUAUUUUCUCUUGGAAUACUGGCCAUUCUUGUCUCACAUUUUACUAUUGAAUUGUCAAUCUUUAAUGAUUUUUGGCCACCUUUCUAUUUUAGGGAAAUUAAACUUUGUUUUAGAGUGGUAGAUGCUUUUCUAGUUUAUCUUUACAAACUCAUUUUUCCUUACUGCUAUACAAAAGUUUGAUCUUAAUGUUAAAUUUCAUUUUUAUUUUAAGAGAUCCGGAUUUUAUGUCACGGCUAGAAAAGCUUUUCUCAUCCCAUUAUUAUAAAUUAUUUACUCUUGUUUCCUGUAGUGGCAGUUCUUGGGCAGUAAAUUUUCUAAAUUCUUGUAACAAAA